Molecule: messenger RNA, 1939 nt
Organism: Labrus mixtus (cuckoo wrasse)
Lineage: Eukaryota; Metazoa; Chordata; Actinopteri; Labriformes; Labridae
Product: 5-hydroxytryptamine receptor 3A-like
Exons: 9
Coding region: 317-1663 (448 amino acids)
Biological process (GO): chemical synaptic transmission; monoatomic ion transmembrane transport; nervous system process
Cellular component (GO): neuron projection; membrane; synapse
Molecular function (GO): neurotransmitter receptor activity; extracellular ligand-gated monoatomic ion channel activity; transmembrane signaling receptor activity
Source: RefSeq, a predicted model, not a curated record
UAUAGCUGUUAUGUUUGCUCUGUUGAUUUUUUUUUUUUUUUGUCUUCGCUGAGAUCUCGCUUUUCCCUUAACCACCGGUGUUUAAAAACAUCGAGCACAGUGCGAGCUCUCCCAGCUGCUGUACCUCUGCGCUCUCCUCAUGUUGACUCUGUCUCUGCUUUAACAAUAGAAAUGUAAGGAGAGGCUUUCUUUUACACGUUUACAGCGCAGUGAGUCAGAUCCGAUCUAUUGGUUCCUUUGUAUUACUGUCGUGUUUAUGCAACACAGCUUCACGGUUAAAAAGGCUUUGCUGAGAUGGAGAUGAAGGCAAACGGCCAUGGACGCCCUGAGGGUUCUCGCCUUCCUCACUCUUAUCGGUGUUUCCAGCAGUCAGAAUCAGACUAAAGACUGCUCAUACUUAAACCUUCUGACCCACCUGCAGCUGACACCAGCCAAUGACGCGCUACGAAUCAUGCGCCCCGUGAAGAACUGGGAAAAGCCCACCACAGUCGGGCUGGACAUGGUGAUAUUCGGCAUUUUACACGUGGAUGAAAAGUAUCAAACUGUCGAGAGUCACAUCUGGAUCCAGAUGAAUUGGGUGAAUGAGUAUCUGUCCUGGAAUCCUUCAGACUUUUGUGGGAUUGACAUGCUGACCGUCCCGAGAUCGAGACUGUGGCUCCCAGAUAUCUACAUCCAAGAGGACGCCUCGGACACUGGGAGUAUCCAAAACAGUGAACUUCUUAAAUUGUUGAACAGCGGUGUCGUGAUUGCAAGCUCGCGGCAGCGGCUGACCUCCACCUGUCUUCUCGAUCUCAAACUGUUUCCCUUCGACAGCCAAAAAUGUGAAAUCACAUUUGCAUCCAUGAACUGUUUUGAGAAAGAAAUAUUGCUGGGAACAGAAAACAAUGGGUCAUCCCUUUAUAGAAUCUCUGACCAGCUCAUGGUUACACGGGGAGAAUGGGAACUGGAUAACAUGAUAAUAAGGAGUGAAUCCAUAAAAAAAGAUGUAGUGCAAUCCAGACUUGUAUACACGGUUUUAAUUUCCAGGAAGCCAAUGCUUUAUGUGAUCAAUUUCAUCGUGCCGCUGUUCUACUUACUGGUCCUGGAUUUGGCCUCCUUCUUCAUCAAUCAGUCCGGUGGUGAAAAGCUGAGCUUCAAAGUGACCAUUCUGCUCGCCAUCUCCGUCUUACUGCUCAUUCUUCAGGACAUGUUGCCGUCUACUGAGUCCAACAUGCCAUAUAUUGCCAGUUACUGUGUUGCCGUCUUCGCUCUGGUGGGGAUCAGUGUUAUGGAGGCCAUGUUGGUGGGCUUCCUAUAUGACCUGGAUAGUUACUGUGCCAGUAAGCGUGGCUGCUGUGCUGAUACCAAGGUGGAGGUUGAACUGGAAGAUGGCUGCCAAAACGAGCCCUCUGGAGGAGAAGAAGACAUCCAGAUGAAAGAGGAGAAAAGUUUUCUUCCUCUGGACGGUCCCAACGGUCUAAACAUGCUGAAAGGAAUUCUUGAAGAAGUGAAGGCCGCUCGACAACAAGCGAGCAGACAAGAAGAAGACGAGGAAAAGAAGCCCGGAGGUUACAAAAAAAUAGCAGAGAUCCUCGACCAUUUGUUCUUUGUCUUCUAUUUAUUAACGGUUGUUGUCUUUCUAGCGUACAUGUAUAUAGUGUGGUUCAGCAAAAUCCUUAGCUAAUGUGUGACAGUGUAUGCUUUGAUGGAUAAUAACUAAAUAUCAGGUGGCUAUAAACAUUGCUUAACAUAUAAAGCAACAAGAAUACUUGAAUUGAGUCUUCUUGAGUUGUGACUUCUACAUAUUCUUUAUUUAUUAUUCAUAAAGGGGUAACAAUAUUUAUUAACCUUUUAAACAUAAUAAAAAAAAUACAUGUAAACUGCAGAUCAUGAAAUUAACGUAUUUACAGCUGGUAAUAAAUGUCAUGGUUACUGGAUGAAAUUAAAGUUGUAUUGUGUU